Seriola dumerili (greater amberjack) is the source of this 1740-nucleotide messenger RNA. RefSeq lists its product as uncharacterized. The transcript is spliced from 4 exons. NCBI's taxonomy places the organism in Eukaryota, Metazoa, Chordata, Actinopteri, Carangiformes, Carangidae. Bases 73 to 522 code for a protein of 149 amino acids. The record is from RefSeq and is a predicted model, not a curated record.
CAACAUACCUAACCUCCUGAGGAAAGUGGCAUUUUUUCAUUACAUCCCUGAGAACUGCAACAAGCAGGUAACAUGAAGCCUAAAUCUCUUCCAUCUAGGUUCUUCAACAGAAAUUCAGCAGCAGCGUCAGGUGAGACUCUGAGUAUAGGAGCAACAAAGUAUCAGCGACAUGUGGACUGUAUGGAUCCCCCAGAGAGUGAGGAGAACCCUGACUGCAAUGACAACCAGCCAGUGGAAGACAACAGCAGACAAAAUGAGAAGAGCCACAGAGAAAUACACUUUGCCUUUCUGUCAGAGAGGUAUGAGCCACUGACGGAUGAUGAGGCACAAGUCAAGACAGAGGAAGAGAAGAAGAAAAAGAAGAAAGAAAAAUACAAAAAAGUAAAGAAGCUUCGACCUGGUUUCAUUGAGGAAUGUUGGCAAGACACUGCGCUCCACCUGGAAGUGUCUAAUGCUUGGCCUAUACCAUUUUGCCCUGGGCUACUCUACUCCAAUCACGGUGGCAGCUACUUUUGUCCCUGACUUUCACCCAGGCAGAAACAGGACCUGAGCUGAUCUGCAUGAAUCUCCUCCACUUUCUUUACAAGUGUAAACAAGGACACUGGCCAAAGCCUUUUGAUAUUUAUAAUGUUUGUGUAUUUGAAAUUCAAUUUUUUUUUUACAUGUCUCCACAAGAUUUAAUCAAAAAAUGUACUCAUAUGUUGAUUUUGAUGUAUACAAAUAUGUUAUAAAGGUAUUUCUUUGCAAAAUAGGGCUUUUUCACUGCAGACAUUUUGACUUGCCAUAGUAGGAAUAGGACAGGUGUUACCCAUAACACUAAGGAUGGCUCAUUUCUAUUAAACUGUUUCACACCUGUGCUUUUCCUGCUGUGAUAUAUUAAAAUGUCUUCUGUGAAUAAAAGACAUAUUUCUGAUCUUAUUAAUUGUUGAUAUUGAAAUCUUAAAGUUGUUGAUGAUCAUAAUGUGUGGUCAUGAUAUAUAUACUAUGGCCCAAUUUUUAACCAUAUUUGCAGAAAGAAUGCAUUUUUAAUAUCAUAUUAUUAGAGACAGAGGCUGUAAAAUUGCUCUGUGCUCCGCUAGCUUAGAUACUGAAAAAUGCAUGUGCCUUUUUUCAUUUAGAGAAUGUUUUUAUUUUUAUUUUUUUACUAAGCAUCUAGUUGGUGUUUGCAUGUGUGCAGAGGGAUAAUGUGUUAACGUGGCAUCUACAGCACAACAGGAAGGGCUAUGUUGGAGUAUUUACUGUAGCUGCAGAUGAAGUGAAUCGGGGCAGAUACUGCUUAAAGGGGUUUACAGGCAGAAAAGACUGAAAUGAUCAUCAGUGAAGCACCAAGGCUGAAAGGAUGUGGGCGCACACAGUGAGAAACAAACCAGGCCACCCCCUGCCCCUCCUCUCAGAGUGGAACAACUGAACCACUGAUCUCAUCUCAAGAGUAUUUCUCAAUUCUCAAACUGUCAAAACAAGGCAUUGAGAUGAACAACAGACUUCAAAUGACUGGAUAAUGAUGAUUAUGGCUAAAUUACUGUGGACUGCAAGUUUAAGAGGGUUCUCUGUUCAGAAUAUAAAUAAUAGUGAGGUUCCAAGUGAUUCGAGUGAUUUUGUACAUCUGAGAGCUUGUUGAGUUGUAAAGAUAUUGUAUGUGAUGAUAAUACUAAUUUGGAGUAUAAUGUAAAAUGUGCUGCAGAACAAAGCUAAUUUGGAAUACUGUAGCUUUAUAAAAAAAAAUAAAAAACAAGAUGUCAA